Molecule: messenger RNA, 1031 nt
Organism: Gopherus flavomarginatus (Mexican gopher tortoise)
Lineage: Eukaryota; Metazoa; Chordata; Testudines; Testudinidae
Gene: CHCHD10
Product: coiled-coil-helix-coiled-coil-helix domain containing 10
Exons: 4
Coding region: 360-770 (136 amino acids)
Biological process (GO): mitochondrion organization
Cellular component (GO): mitochondrion; nucleus
Source: RefSeq, a predicted model, not a curated record
CACGGUGAAGUGGUGAAUCUCUCCAGAGUAGUAAUGUGUAAUCCCUGCCCCUGAAUGGCCUAGCGGUGCCAUUGUUUCCAGCCUGGGCUGUCCUUUGCCCUGGUGAUCACCCCAAGGAGGGCUUCACCCAGAGUACUCUUCAAGUCAGCUGUGGGGCUCCGUGGGUCACCUUUGGUCUGUCUGAUCACCUGCUCCUCCCCACAAUCGCACCAGCUAUCAACGCUGUACUUCCUCCUGUGGCUGGAAAGGAAAACCUCACCCUCUGGGAUCCUGACCCUGCUCUGCAACUAGUUACUAAUUAGCUGCGAAAGUACAAUGCCAGCUGUAUUCCUACCAGUGCCUUUGGCUGGCUGAGAGGGAUGGGUGUCUCAAGUGCAGCCCCAGCUCAUGCUCACCCACCAGCUCAUCCUCCACCUUCAGCUGUUGCAGCCCCGGGCCAGCCCCAGCAGCCUGGCCUGAUGGCCCAGAUGGCUACCACUGCUGCUGGGGUUGCUGUUGGAUCUGCAGUGGGCCACGUGGUUGGCAGUGCUCUCACUGGGGCAUUCAGUGGCGGUAGCAGCACUGAGCCAGCGGAGCCAGCGAAACCAGCCAGUACUAUCCAGGAGCCCAGGCAGCCUGCGUUCCAGCAGCCGCAGUAUGGCCCUUGCCACUAUGAGAUGAAACAGUUCUUGGAAUGUGCUACCAAUCAGAGUGACUUGACCUUGUGUGAAGGUUUCAACGAGGCACUGAAGCAGUGCAAAUAUAAUAAUGGUGUCUCCUCCCUCUUGUGAAGACAUUCAGUGCUAAGACAGGGAAACAGGAGCCUGGAGUACAGACAAGAAUGGAAGAGAUUGGAAGGAAUGGCUAGUGACCAAAGUAAGCAGGUGAAAGGAAUGAUAGUCUGACCAGUGGAAGGAACCACUUAGCGCUAACAUGCUUCCAGAAUUGCCAAGAAAGAACAACGCUUUGGACUUUGAUGGGGCUUUUAGAAUCCAGAUCUCAUUUGAUUUGCUACAGUGAAAUAUGCAAUAAAAGGAGAUGGUUUAUUUUAA